Molecule: messenger RNA, 2011 nt
Organism: Suillus subalutaceus
Lineage: Eukaryota; Fungi; Basidiomycota; Agaricomycetes; Boletales; Suillaceae
Exons: 4
Coding region: 37-1914 (625 amino acids)
Source: RefSeq, a predicted model, not a curated record
CCACAUUCUAGGUCGUGCAAGGCGUCGAGCUCCAAUAUGGAGGCCAUUCUAUCUAAGCUUAAAGCCAAAGCAGAGAUUGCUUCAGAUAAUGCUUUACUUCGAGAUACCAUCUUAUUGCUGACAGAUUUACACCACAACGAAGCAAUUACUCAGCGCGUCACUUGGGACAGUCUCAUCCGGGAUUUCCAACGGCUACAGGAUCAAGGGCUAUGGGACAUAUCCGAAGAUAACACAAAGCUUUUGCAUACGCUGCGCAGUGUCUUGACUACUCAACCGUCCAACCGUAAACCCACCAGAAAUAUACCCCCACCCUCUCGUCCAGCGAGUGAAGCAUUACAGAGUUCUUUCUCAAUAAUUUAUCCGGAUUCUGAAUCUACACCGUCUCCCCUCAUCCCGACAUCUGAUCCGGUAUUGCUUCCUCUAGAGCUGGUAGAAAUUCUUAACCGCACAUACUUCCAUCACCUGCUUGCCACAGAUCCAAAGCGUGUUGUCCCUCCCGGCAAGUCCCUCGUUUCAAUGCUGGCAAAGGACGCCGGAAAACCUACAUUACGUGAUAAGGUUGAGGAUCUCGUGCAUAAAGCUUUCUGGGACGAGGCCAUAGAAUCACUCUCGAAUCCGGAGCCUUCUUGCCAGAUACCACGCAUUAACUCGUUGUACCAAGACCUCCUCAUUGCACUGACACCUCUUCUCCCAUCUCAGAAUCCUGUCAUUACCACACUUUCCUCGCCGUUACCUCCGACGUCUUCUCCAUUAGAUUCAGCUAUCAUGCAUUUGCGUGAGGUUGUAACGUCUCUGCGCAAGCGUUGCGCGCCAGUCCAGGACGAAGAGCUUGAUGACCUUCUUCGUUUACUGGACGAACCUCCCCCCCGGUCAUCGCGUCCUAUCUCACUAGCCACGCUAGUGGUAGACACGGUGAAAUCCAUACUCAGAAUCUCAGAUGUUAUGAAAGAACAACUCUCCCAAUUCGUGUUGGGAAACAUGACUGAGCAGCAGCUGCAGUCUGCAAUAUCUAAACAGGCAAAAACCAAAGAACGCAGAAACAUCUUGGAUAUUUGGAAGAGCUGGCGGAUAGAGUCUAGCUGGCUGAUAUGGCUUGAGAACUAUCAACCGUCUUUUCAGGUUAACGGCGUCGCCGCUGAGUCGCAAUUGAAGUGGGUCAUGCGACUUGUACAGGCGCUAGGAUUAUCGACCCCUAUAUCUUGUCAAUUACCGACCAGAGAGCCACAGUCCAUCGAGAACUCCCUUCCGCCAAUUUUUUUCUUCUCUGCGCCCGCGCUGCUCGAAAUUCAGAAUUAUCUACAAGCACUCGUGAUCGCUGCUUCUCUGCGCACCUUAAUCCGUGUGCCUCAAGGUGCGCAAGGGAGCGACGCGAUGAGCUUCAUGGAGCGGCUGUGGAUCCUUCUCAAAGCGGAAAUCAUAGAAGAGCCAGAUUCAGGCGACACAAAGCUCGUGCAUCUCGCGGAUGAGGUCGUUCGUGCCCGCCGACUGGAUGGUGUCGUGCUCUCCGAAGAAGAGGAGAUCAGGCUUCGCGCGGCUGUUGCCCGCACACUCAACCAUAAUGACCCCGUGUUUGUGCUACUACAGAAACGGAUACUGAAAGCGUUGGCUGACGCACUUGGAUAUCAACGGUCGGAAUCUAGACAAGCUGGAGCACACACGGGACCACCCAGAAUGCAGACAGGGCAGGAUGGCAAGCAUGCCGAGAAGCGAGCUCGGAUAACAAUAGUCUUAAAUCCAGAAGAAUUUGAUGCGGGUUAUGGUGCGGAGACGCCGCAAUUGACAAUUGGCAGGGUGCAAGGGUUUGAAGAUGAGUAUUUGAGGAAGGUCGUCGAGGAAGUGUUUGUGAAAGUAGAUGAGUGUGUUUGGUCGGAUGUACUUCGGGUAGGAGUCGUCGAUCGUGAGUUCCUUGUCUAGGUUUGUAGAAUAUAUCGACAAGUCUGGAGUCGAGCAUGAGGUUGAGGUUCAAUCUCGAGCAGCAUGACGAUCUGGAAAUAGAUAAUCCUAGGUGGUG